AUGUGCACAGUAAAGCGCAACCCGUUCUCCUCGUUUGCUCAAAUUCGCCAGGUUUCCAGUUCUCCUUAUGGUCGUGCACACGUAUGGAAGCGGCGAGCACCUGUUCUUAUCAACCCGAUGGUCCCAAAAUUUCCACAGCGCGUCAUUCGUGCAGAUGGCACUACAUUCACUCACUGGACCACAUCUCCUCGGUCUAUGAUUCGCCUCACUAGAGACACUACCAAUAAUCCGGUUUGGAAUACCCAUUUGUGGGCAGAUGACCAAGCAGUUCAGGACGAAGCUAGCACUACAGGAAGGCUAGGUCGGUUCAACAGGAGAUUUGAGGGCAUUGGAGGUGCAGGGGGAGAACAGGUAGAUUGGAUGAAUGGCACUGGCUAUCUCAAGUUGGAAGGAGAACUUGUUGAUCCAGGACAAUACUUGAAAAAACAGAAGAAGGGAAAAAAGGGUGGAAGAUGA
This is a messenger RNA of Marasmius oreades (fairy-ring Marasmius), 456 nucleotides long. RefSeq lists its product as uncharacterized. The transcript has a single exon. The coding region runs from base 1 to 456 and encodes 151 amino acids. NCBI's taxonomy places the organism in Eukaryota, Fungi, Basidiomycota, Agaricomycetes, Agaricales, Marasmiaceae. Gene Ontology annotation, molecular function: structural constituent of ribosome. Gene Ontology annotation, cellular component: mitochondrial large ribosomal subunit. Gene Ontology annotation, biological process: mitochondrial translation. The record is from RefSeq and is a predicted model, not a curated record.